This is a messenger RNA of Astyanax mexicanus (Mexican tetra), 1210 nucleotides long. It is a transcript of the gene psmf1, whose product is annotated as proteasome inhibitor subunit 1. The record is from RefSeq and is a predicted model, not a curated record. Lineage: Eukaryota; Metazoa; Chordata; Actinopteri; Characiformes; Acestrorhamphidae. Gene Ontology annotation, biological process: proteasome-mediated ubiquitin-dependent protein catabolic process. The transcript has 7 exons. The coding region runs from base 108 to 917 and encodes 269 amino acids. Gene Ontology annotation, molecular function: proteasome binding; endopeptidase inhibitor activity.
UUCACUCCGGACCGGUUAAGCGGGGAGGCGGUGUGAUGCAGCAGAUGUAAACAGAUCAGGGCUGUUUUGGUUUCGGUUCUGGAGGUUCUGCAGGUUUUUGCUGGGUCAUGGCGGGGCUGGAGGUUCUGUACAGCGGGGUUUUGGGCUCUGUUAGCUGCGCUCAGGACGCGGCGGUGUGUUUUGUUCACUGGGAGAUUAUUAAAAGCGGGUUUAAGUGUUUAGGGACUGGAGAUCAGCCUCGAGAUGGAGAGAAGAAAUCCGAGUUGCUUCCUGCAGCCUGGAACGCCAGCAAAGAGCUGUACACCCUGCGCUACAGAUCCAGCGAUGAUAAAUCUAACCUGCUCCUGAAGGCCAUCACUGUGGAUUCCACCCUGAUCUUCAACUUCAUGGACUCCGCUACAGACAGAGUAACAGACCUGACCAUCACUGUUUCUGAUUAUGUAGAUGAGAACAGUCUGCAGACGUUUGACAGUGUGUUUAAGAACACAGAAGAUCUGGUGAAGAAGCUGAAGUCCUCACUGCUGCCUGCAGCAAAAACAGAGAAGAAAGAGAAGAGAGAAAGACCUCCAGCUGCAGACACCCGACCCAAUCCCGACCACGACCCUCUCCGCAUCCCCUCCAGAGUUCCCCCCACCGCUCGCCCCCCAAACUGGACAGACCCGAUGGCUCCGUUCGCUGCAGGAGGAGCAGACCUCGAUCCAUUCGGUGGGAGAGCAGGAGGGAUGAUCGUGGAUCCGUUAAGAGCCGGAUUCCCUCGUUCUGGAUUUGAUCCGACAGGAGGAAUACCCGGAGUCCUCCCACCCGGCGCCGUGCCCCCCGGUGCCCGCUUCGACCCGUUCGGACCCGUCGGGAGACACAGACCCGGGCCAGACCCGGAUCAUCUGCCUCCCCCCGGAUACGACGACAUGUUCAUGUAGAAGAUCCUGAGGUUCUGCUGGAGGUUCUGCUGGAGGUUCUGUGUGUGAUGAACUGAUGAUGGUGUUUCUGUGUGUUUGGAUGGCAGAGUGAAGCCGUGUUUUAUAUUCCAGACUAAGGUUCUUGCUUUGAGAGAAGAUUAAUGACUGUAAUUAAUGAUUGCAGGUUUUCGACGCUGAUUUAUCCCCUAAUUUAGGAUUCGCUGGUUUGAUCCUGUUGCUAUUGACUCGUUCCUGAUGGGCACAAUAAACUACUUUUUUUGUUGAAUAAACAAAUAAAUAAAUAACAGAACUGA